CUGUGCUCUUUAUUCUGUCUGUGAAAGCCCCUCUAUACGAUGCUUCAAUCCCCUUCUUUACUGUGGGCUACUUUCACCACACUGGUUACCUUAGCACGGAGCACUGCAUUGUUCACUAACGAAUCGCUCACGUGCUACUCGGACUGUUCUCUAGAUGAAGUAACUGCUGGUUCCGUUCUAAUUUUCGCCUGGGCUAAUUACAACGGCUUUGUGGAUUCGGACGAAGAAGUUUAUUGGACUGUGACCUCGUCAGCUACUGUCGUAACAGUAGUCAAUACCGUACUGGACACGACAGGUCUACUUACUGAAUAUCCUCCUGAUUACCUGCCGCCAGCAACGAAUGGGGAGGGAACAAGGGUUACUACUAUCACCUACACUGGAUUUUCGACAACCUACACAACGGCACUAGCCUACCCUACUCCUUUUGUCUGGUGGCCAGAUGUAUACGGAUGGGCUGGGACGCUUCAGGUUGGCUCAAAUUGUGAAACUGUGGCCUAUACAACCUUCACGACUUUUCCAAUCACCUCAGCUCCUCAACCCACAAACUCGGCUGACCUCCUGGCUGUAUAUCAAGCAUUUCCUGGUGUGACUGACUUAGCGGUAUUCUCAGAAGAUCCAGAAGGGCUGUCUUACAGCGUAAUCAUCGAUGGCGGCGACGAUUGGGAGUUCAUGGCUUUAUCAGAUCUCUUUCCCGACCAGCCUGCUUUGGGGAUCUGUAGCGGUAAUGGUGGAGGGCCGAAUUGGGGUGGCUUCACGCAGACUUUGUGGAAUUAUACUACUGCUUCGACCACUAGUUAUGUCGGGGCCGGAGGAGGAGGACCUUCGAAAUCGCCGCCUCCUUCUCCUACACCGCCUCCUUCACCAACUCCGCCACCGUCUCCAACGCCAACACUUUCUCCUACUCUACGCAAAUCUAUCAACGAGCCUAACGAACCAUCCCAAUCCUUAGGUCAAUCUGUAGGUUCAAAUCCAUCUCCAAAUCCAUCAUCAGGCAGUUCAACCACUGGUAGUACUGGUUUAGGCUCGGUUUCUCUAGGUCAGGGGGCAUCUGGUUCUGGAUAUGGUUCAUCGGGCCAAGAAACCUCAGGCUCUGGCUCCUCGGGUCAGGAGACAUCAAGCUUAGAGGGUGAAGGCACCGGCACUGCGACUGGAGGCACAACACCAGCUCCAAGCCAAGUCGUCUUUACAGGGAAAUCGACUUCAUACGGGCCUCCUUUUAUGCCUUCAUUAUUACUCCUUUGUUUAUGGGUUCUGUGUAGCUUUUGAC
Messenger RNA from Hyaloscypha bicolor E, 1267 nucleotides. RefSeq lists its product as uncharacterized. The transcript has 3 exons. The coding region runs from base 40 to 1266 and encodes 408 amino acids. The record is from RefSeq and is a predicted model, not a curated record. Lineage: Eukaryota; Fungi; Ascomycota; Leotiomycetes; Helotiales; Hyaloscyphaceae.